ACAAAUCGUUGCUCGUUCUCUCAAGAACAUUCUUGCGGAGUUAUGCGUAAUGCCCGCAGCUUUAAAACCGAGUGGGAAAUUUGAGUGCGAGUUUGCAAACGCGUGUCGAGCGCGCGCGUCGCCGCUGAUUCGAAUUUCGAUCGGUCAGUGCAAUUUCGAGCUUUCGAGGCGCGAAACACGCGUUGCGCGCUAACGAGCGAAUUAGGAUUAAGUUAAGUGCACAUCAGGUAUUUAAAUCAUUAAACAUUAAAAACAAAAAUGUAAUACACUUGAUUAAAUCUAAGCUGAAAGUGUUUAAAACGCUAAUAAAUCCAAAGUUUUAAGUAACAAAAACACCAAAAACAAUGAAAGAAGUUUUCUUUUAGUGAUAAACCAAUUUAAAACAAAGUUUAAAAUGUGUUUAUCACCGAUUGUGAUGCGCCAGUGCGAAACGUUCGUUAACGAUCGCCUCUCCUGUUUUCAAAACUGUUUCUGCUGUAGUUUAGCGAUCGCAGCUGGAUUUUUAGCUGUUUAUCUCCUUAUAACUUAUCUCAUCGCAUUCGCAUUCGAAUUGUUAUGGAUUUUAGAAUCUUCCACAACUCUACCGACUGCUGCAGUGUUAUUAUGCGCAGGAUAUUUCACACUCGCAUUAUUCGCGGCGUUAUUAAUCCAUGGAUUAGCGACUAAGAACACAUUGUGCCUGAUUGCCUGGAUGUUCGCCGUCACGGUUCUCACGUUUCCGGAAGCCGGAAUGGUCAUUUACAUGAGCAUCCAAUACUGGAGAAUUGAAUCAUUGUAUGGAAUAACUGAGUUAACGUGUUGGUUGGCACGAAUUCUCGCCAAUGUCAUCGAAAUCGUGUUAGUGCAGUCGCUGUACACGUCCUGGAAGGAAGAAGAGAUUGUUUCCAAGCGAUUGCGUGACCUAAGUCUGCAGGCAGUGACAAUUCCUGCGGAAACAGCAGCGUACCAUCAAAAUGGCGGGCCGUUUUAUCAAAAUAAUGCGUUUAACACCUCAAUGGAACAGUUGCAGUAUUUAGGAUCGUUGAAACGCGCAUCUAGCACGCCGCAUCUGUUUGGAAACUUUGCUUUUCCCAACAAUAUGAUGGGUAAUGUCUUUGAUUAUUAUCAAGGCUAUCAAGGAUAUCAAUUUACGACUGCAAGUGAAUUUAAUGCAUCGAUAUUUGUACCACAAAAGAUUGAUACUUCGACUGAAUCAAUGAAAAAAACACAAUCCUUAAUGGAUCUCCGUCAAGUUUCCGCAUUACCUGCACCUCAAACCACACCGGAUGACAAACUAUCAUCCAAGGAUUCUUUACCACAAGGAUUCUGGCCAGUGCCUAACUAUCCGAGAAGUAACUACACGCUUAGUUUAGGCAGACAAGCACAUACCAAACUGCCAAAGUUCGCCUCCCUCGACGAACUUAACCAGAGCUCCACGCACAUUAAUCUUCCCGACGCUGUGGAUGGUCAACGUGACACGCACUUGAUCCGAAAUCGUACCGGUUUCUAUGCGCAGCCAGUCGAGAAUUACGGCGUGCCAAUCUAUUACGGUCCUUUGGAUGGGCCAGACUUUUUAAUAUAUAAGAAACAAGUGGAUAAAUUAAGUAGCAAAAUCCUCAGCAAUGCUUCCGCUGAGGAUGUGCAGAAAUAUCGUGAUGUGGCACUUUAAAUCUUCAUAUGACUAAAAUUUUAAAGUUUUAAUCAAACAAAUAUUGUGAUAUUAAUUCUUAGCAAAAAGCUCAAACGUCUGACUUGAGUUAUUAAUGUUUUGUAGAUUUGUAAGUUUUAUAAGUGCAGCAACUAACUUUUUGUACUUUUUAUUGUGACAUGUUCAUUAUAGUGAUGAAAAUAAUAAUAAAGAAACGAUUGACUAAUAAACCCCAAAA
Messenger RNA from Dalotia coriaria, 1865 nucleotides. RefSeq names its product Reduction in Cnn dots 6 (gene Rcd6). The record is from RefSeq and is a predicted model, not a curated record. NCBI's taxonomy places the organism in Eukaryota, Metazoa, Arthropoda, Insecta, Coleoptera, Staphylinidae.